GUAUUAUCCCUCUCUGUAUUCCACCUCCCUCGCCCUCUCUCUGUCACUGUCGGAGAGCUGCAGGCAGACGAGGCGGCAUGCACUAAUGUUGCUAUAUUUGACAAGGCACGCGCACACCCUCUUCUGCCACAUGCACGGCUGCACACUCAUAUGAGAAAGAGGAAGGGGAGGCGAGGGCACCGGGGCUUUAAGACGCACUGGAUGCGGUCUGACUGCUGGAAUCACAAACAUAGCGAAACACGGAGAGGGGGUAAUGCAUGACGCCAGCAAACCAAUCGUGUUUUUGCUCUUUAUCUCUCUCUCUUUCUCUCUCAGACACACGCUCACGCCUCUCAGACACACGGCAGCACACGAGCCAGGGAGCGGGACGGCGUUGGACGUAUCAUUCAUACAGAGAAAAGAUCAGAAGGAAAGGAUUAACUCCCUCCAGUCUUCUCCCUCUAAGGAUCUUAUCCCCUCUUCCCUCCUCGUGUUCCUCUAAGCCUAUCCUUUUUUACCUCAUUUUUUUUGUCUUUUUAACAAUCCCUCCUUUUAAGAAAGAAAAAACAAUCUUUUCUUUUUUACACAAUUCAUUUGUGGGCUGAGAGAAGCAGACAAGACACAAUCACAAUCUUUACCCUGCGGAUUGAUUUAGCUGAAGCAGUGACGGGGUUUUUUCUUCGAUGUUUUGUCCUGUGAGACAUUUUUUGAUCAUUUGUUUUUCAAUCAAAUAUCUUUGGAUUAAUGGCUGACAGCAGCAAGCUGUAAGGCUGGUGCCAACUGAGGUAUCUGGUAAAAAGGUGACUUGCUGCAGCUUUUCCUCAGUCACUGUUCAUGUGGGAGCUGCAGGCAUGACGGCUUGACCCCUUCACUGCCCCACUCCUCUGGCAGAGGAAGGCCACACACUUCUGUGUCAUGCCCCCCUACAUCCACCCCCCUGGGGGCACUGGCCUCCCCCCAACCGGCGCUACCAUCUUCUUGACCAGACGCGUCUUCUAUGUCCUGAGCCUCUUGGCCAUGUUGCUUUUCCCAGCAUCCUUGUGCCCUCCUCCUUGUCUCUGCUCCUCGGACACCCUUGUGGUUGACUGUGGGGAACGUGGACUUUCCUCCCUGCCUCCUAUGCACCUCCUGCCUCCAGGGAGUCGCUCCCUGCUGCUAGCCAACAACAAGUUCGCCUCACUGGGAGCCUCAUCCUUUGCUAACCUAUCCUCUCUAGAGGAGCUGAACCUUUCAAAUAACUACCUGGAUAAUUUACCAGCCGGAUUGUUUAGAGACAUGUCCAACCUGACAAGACUGACUCUGCACAACAACUCACUAACAGUAAUGGACAGAGAGCUCUUCCAGGGUUUAGGGAGUCUACAGAGUCUGGACUUGUCUUUGAAUGGUCUGUCCACCAUUCCCAUAGGCUCUAUGGAUGAGCUGCAGCACCUCAGGUGGCUCUCGCUGGCAGGCAACAGACUUCAUGGUUUGGAGAGGGCAGCGUUUGAGCCACUGGUCAACCUGCAACACCUAGAACUGGGACAGAACCCUUGGGAAUGCGACUGCAACCUUCGUGAUUUCAAACACUGGAUGGAGUGGCUGCUGUACCGAGGGGGUAAGGUGGAUGCAUUGGAGUGCACACUACCAAAGGACCUGCGUGGGAGGGAUAUACGCGGCGUUCCGGUGGAGAUGUUCAACUACUGCCUCCAACUUGAAGAUGAGAAUGGAGGAGGAGGGGGUGGUGACGGUGCUCGCUCUGGACAAGGAGGCGGCCCUCCAUGCAGCAGGAGUGCUCUUAUCCCAAGUGGGGCAACACCAGUUUCUGACAACAGCGGCAGCGCCGGUGUUGACUCCUCUUCAUCCACAGGAGGCGGCGGAGGCGGCGAGGCCUCGUCGGAUUGCAGCCGUGCCCGCUACCGACCCGUGAGCGUGCGCCGCGCCAUCGGCACGGUGGUGAUUGCUGGCGUGGUGUGCGGCAUUGUUUGCAUCAUGAUGGUGGCCGCCGCUGCUUACGGCUGCAUCUACGCUUCUCUAAUGGCCAAGUACCAGAGAGAGCUGAAGAAGAGGCAGCCGCUAAUGGGGGACGGAGAGGCUGACGGGGAGGACAGGGAAGACAAACAAAUCUCCUCUGUGGCCUAAAAAGAGAGAUGGGACAGAGAGGAGCUGGCAAGUCAAAACGGGCGAAGGCUAUAAGCGAUGAAAAUAAAAGGGCUCUAAGAGGAGAGAGAUGGACAGGCUUGUUUUUCUACUCACGGACAAUAUUGUAUCUCUCCCUCUGACUCUCAUACUGACACCUCUUUCCCAUUUUUUGUCUUCCUUUCCUCAUCCUUAAUCUAUUUUUAACCUCCUCCAGUCUUGUCCUUCUCUCUAACAUACUCUCCCACACACACAAACCUUAUCUGUUCCCUGAUUUUCUCUUCAAUUUUGGGCCCAUUCUCUGUCUGCAGUAUUUCUUACCAAUUAUUCUUCCAAGUUGCCUGCCAACCACCUACUGCAACUAAAUUUGCCAUUAUAUUGGCAAGGAAAAACAAAAAAAAACAGAUUUGGUAUGUCCCUAUACUAUGAAACAUAUCAUUUAAGAUGUUAUGAAGCACCCAUGCUGCAUGGUCAGUAAGUAUUUGCAAACCUGGAGUGAGGAUUCAGGGAUUCACAGUAUGCAUGGUGUUAAUUGGACCAAUGUUGACACUGACUCGUAGAUUCUGUGCCAUCACCUGUCUUUUCCUCUUCAAACCCAGUGCUUACUUGGAAAAAUCCGAAUUCCAACACAUUUAGUCCUCAGAGCAAAUUUUAACAACAACCUUUAGUCUACAAGCUCUAAGAAAUGACUGACACUAAGAAGCACAUUUGGGAUAUUUAUGCUAAAACAAAAAGAGGACUGGUAAGUUGCUUAUGUAUGCUGAUGAGACCAAAGUCGUAGAGAAAAAAGAUCUGGUGUGUGAAAAUCCAAGAGAAUAUGUCAGCGACUACAUCAACCUCCGUCCCUCUACCUGUAGCCACUGCUUCGAUUGAUCUUUCUGGACUAACAAAGAUCAACAAGCAGAAACUACUACAUAAGAAGCUCAUUUGUCAAGACUAACCAGAAAAUACAGUAGCAUUUAUCUGCAAUUUUAUGCUGAUGAACUUGUCAUAUUCAGGAAAAAAAAGAGAGAUGAAGCUUCUAAAAAUGGUCUGGACAAAUUAACAUCUCAAUCAGUAAAAGAAGUAGUAAAACUUCACUUGUGGAUUAAUCGUGAAAAUUCCUGGGAAAAGGACAACAGAUUUUAUUCUCCGUUUACCCCCUCAAGGAGGUAAAGGUUUGUUACAGUGACAUGGACAGCAACCUCAGAGAGCACUGUCCUCUGCUAAGGACUAUGAAACGUAAUCUAUGAACUACAAAUGUUGCCCUUCUGCACUUUAUUUCUCUUAUCAGAUACCCUCUGGUCGUUCUCCCAGCCUCUUUCCUCCUGUACCUUUCAAAGACAGAUAAAUCACCCAGAGAGAUUAUAAGGAAAGGGAUUAUCAAAAGAAAGCUGCUAUUUUACUCCCUCCUCCCGUUUUUCCAUCUCCUCACCCAUCUUUCUACCCAGUAAUAUUUGCGGAAGCUUUUUCCACACUGCUUAAGGAUUUCAUCUGUCCCUUUCAACAAUCCCUUCCUUAAAACAAUUUCUCUUUUUAUUUACCAAGAAAGGUCUGCAAUAUGCAAUGAAAAUUGUCUCUCUGUUAGCAGGAUUUGACAGGAACAUAAUUGUGUUUAUAUAUACAUGCAUAGUAUUCAGUUUGUUUGGAAACUGUUUCCAUUAUUUGAUUAAUUCCCCUGAAAGAUUUAUGUGAGCAAUUAUCUUAGGUGCACAGACAGUGAUUUCAGCAGCAUUUAUUGCAACCCUGAAAUAAAUCUAAGCUCCCUCUCAAUUUUUGAUUGGCUUGGAAUAAACCUAUAAUAUUAACGUGCUUCUGAUAUCAGAUUUUAUUGCAGAUAUUAUUAUGCUAGUCUACUAUGAUGUGUUGGCCCAGAAAUUCCAGAAAUUUAUCUGUUUUUUGGUUUCUUGUAUGAACCCACAAUGUAUGUGUCCUUUGUUGUGUUGAUGGAUUCGGUUUUUUGAUUUAGAUUUUAAUAUCACUGCGAUAGUUAUUUGUUGUGUCCUUCCAACAGUUGCUAAAGUUUAUGUAAGAAACUUAGAGUUUAAAGUGUCAGAAUGGGCUUUAUGCUGCCUUGUCUCUGUUAUUUUGAAUUAAAUCUUAGGUUUUAUAAAUGACAAGACUUUUUUUUGCUAUUUUAGCUGAACCUCCUUGUGUGCACCCAUGAGAAGCAUAUAAAUCAUUCAGAAAAGCAAUUAAAAA
Xiphophorus hellerii (green swordtail) is the source of this 4275-nucleotide messenger RNA. RefSeq names its product leucine rich repeat transmembrane protein 2a (gene lrtm2a). The coding region runs from base 895 to 2097 and encodes 400 amino acids. Gene Ontology annotation, molecular function: protein binding. The transcript is spliced from 7 exons. Lineage: Eukaryota; Metazoa; Chordata; Actinopteri; Cyprinodontiformes; Poeciliidae. The record is from RefSeq and is a predicted model, not a curated record. Gene Ontology annotation, biological process: positive regulation of synapse assembly; axonogenesis.